CUUAUUUUUAUUAUUUUUACUUUUUUGUAUUUCCCAGCGCUGAGUAUCAAAACUGGAAUAUGCAAUGUCACUAUUACUACUCCUGGUCUGUUUGCGUGUGAAAAGGUUUCCUUUGAGAAGCCUUUCAAUGGCGGGCAGGAUGUGAAAGUUUUCGUUUCCAAAAGCCACGCAACAAACAGUUAUAGUGGUGGAGAUGGCGCGGCUAUUUGGGUGGAAUCUGUGGAUAAUAAAGAAUUUACAGUUUGUGUUUUAGAGUACGGAGAUGGUUCUAGUGGGACUACGAAAGUGAACUGGAUGGCGCUGCAAUCUGUUCCUGUUGGUGCUCAACUAGACACAGUCUCGUUGGAUUCUUGGACUACUGGAGAAAAGUGUAAAAGGAUCGCCUUUGAAAAGGUUACCUCUGUUUCCCCUUGCGUUUUCGUUAAGUUAAUAGUUCUUACUCAUUUACUAGGUAUUUCUGUUUGCUCAAACCUAGACACAAGAUUUCACUACGUCAUUUUUUAAGCUUUGCUUGACUAAGUGGCUUUAACUUCCUCUUUCUUUAUUUAGCUGGUAGGAGCUGCAGACUUUCCAUUUGUAGUCCUCCUUAUAUCUUUAAGUCAUGCGAUAUAACAUUGUUGCAUCAUAAAAUACGAUUAUUUAUUUGUUUACCAAGAUCUGACAUAUAUUGCUACCUCUAUUUUCUUCCAUCAAAGUUAUCUUGCAAUCUGUCCUCCACUUUUCUUGAUCAUUUCAAUUUUUUUAUUUACAUUAACACAUCUUUAAAGAGGUUUAACAAUCUUCAUAUUUUUGCUAAUUUUUGCCCUAAAAAAUUUAGUGAGAAAUCCUAUAUUUCGAUUCCUUUUGUGACUACGUUGCCAAUUUCAUGAUUAUCAUUUUAUUUGCUGAUUUGCAAAUUCUGUGUUUAUUUCGUAAAACUGUUCUUAGUUUUUCAUCUGCACUAGGAAAUUCCAUCCAAUUUGCUUCUUUCAAGUUCAAAAUGAUUUUUUCUAUCACACUUCCAUCGUUUUAUAUCAUACCCUUGUUUGUUUGAAAGAUAAAUGUAAUUGAUUAUUUAUUUCCUUCUCUUUUACUUUUUCAGCGUUUCUCAAUUCCUCCGAGCAUCUACGUAACAGCUCGUCACCAAAUUCUCAAGAGACCUCAGGACGCCUUGGCAUUGUGGGUAGAGGAUGUACGCAGAGACAGUUUUAAGGUUUGCCUCAGGGAAACUAAGAUUUUUGAUGGUCUGCAUAAAAACAUCAAGGUGGUAGGUGAAUUCCUUUUGUUACCUGUUACAUGUUUGAAAGUAGACUCACGCGACAACCAAGCGGUUCCUCCCUUGCUGCAACUUACAGGGGCUGUGCCCUAGCAGAACCCAGUUGCCUCUGAGCUCUACCUUUGCUCUUUGCCUACUAGGAAAUCGUAGCUUUUUUCAUCCUAUCCUAGAUCCUAUGUUGGGUACCCUAUGUUGGGUACCCUGUGAUUUACACAGGUUCAGAGCAAUGGGCUCCCAGUCUCUUAGAAACAACCUUGACUUGAGAAAGAAUAUAUUGAUAACAUUGUUAACACUUUUUCACUUGUCCUUCAGGACUGGAUAGCAUUUGUUAAGCUGAUGACGCUGAAUUCUACCUUGAUCCAUGGCCUUGUAACAACAAAGAAUAACUCACCACUAAACAAGCAACAAAGCAAGGCCCUCUGUCAGGUAAAGUAACUAAUAAACUAUACUGUUUUGGUUUCUCAGUCACUUAUAUUCAUAAACAGAAAAUAUCGUCAACUAUUUAAACAACAUAUUAUCGUCAACUAUUUAGACAACAUAUAUCAUAUACCGCAUAUGUGUAGAAAAACUUAAUAACGCUGAUUCUUUUCUUGUUUUUUUUAUAGAUAAUAAAGUUCACUGAUGCUUUCUAUGCCCCUCCGAUAGUAAUGGUUUCACCAAGACUCAGUUACCAUAACAACAACUCCCGUUUCUCGGCUUCUGGAACUUGUAACGCAGUUACUGUGUGGAUUCAGGUAACAUAUGAAACUUGGAGCCAUUUUUCUUAGCCCAUCGCGUCCUUAGGCUGCCUUCUUAUCUCUUCCCUUCGAACUUACUUUUAGCAUUGUCUCUGUUUCAAUUUUUCACGUCGUUUAAGGAGUCCAAAAAAGUUUUUUUUUCACAAUUUUUCCAACCAACCUGUGUACGCCACGGUUUCGCUUUCUAAACGACCUUUGGUAGUGACAUAGCAGUUAAGGUAAGAAAAUACCUGAUGAUGCUUAAUGACUGAUAAUCUGAUACUUCUAAUGAUUGUGUCUAGCAUACCUUUACAAACGAAACCGAGGUGUGUAUGAGAAGAUACAGCAAUAACGCCAAUUAUAAGGACAUCGUACAACUGGAUUACCUGGUGAUUGGAGGUACGUAAAAAAUAUAUCAAAACCUUGGUAAAGGCUGUAUGCUACAGUGUAUCAAGUACAUUUUAUGACAUGAAUCUUUUGAAUUUGUUUCAUGGAGAGCUUUUUUUCUCUAAUUGAUGCUAUUUUUUUGUUAUCUCUUUUUUUGAGGAUUGUAGAUUUGGUUGACUGAGCUGAAAAACGGGAUCAUGUGCAUUGUUAUCCUUUUCUUAGAGUCGCCAGUGUUGUUGCAUCCACCUGCAAUGCAUCUUAUUGGCAUCUUAAAGCAGUUUCAGCUUGUAAAUUGGACGAAAGUUUUGUAGAAUCUAUACUUUUUUUCUUGUAUCUAAAGUCACGUGUUCCUUAAUUUACGUUACAGUUUCUUAAUAUACGUUAGAGCCCCUUUGUUUCCGGGAGGCAUCCGAGUGAAGACUUGCACGAAUGGUGUGCCAAAGUGGCGGUAAAUUUGAACGUGUCAAAAAAUUCUCUUUAAUAACAUUGUGUUCAAAGCAUUUUUUUUUUCUCCACGUUCUCAUAGUAAUGUGCAUUUUCAAUUCUAAAAAAAUAACUUUUUAAGUUAUGGGCGCUUUAAAUCCAUCUGUUGUCAUUUGCUUAAUUAUCUUCAGACUUGGAUCCCUGCAUAGACGUUACGUGUUAUUAUCACAGCUUCUGUAAGGCGUUUGGACCCCAUGAUGCACGCUGUGUAUGUGUGGAUAGCUGCCCAUCUUACAAAGAUCCCGUUUGCUCAUCAAAUGGCACAACGUACGACAACAGAUGUUUGUUUGAAAGAGAAGUUUGUCUACAUCGACUAAACUUAACCGUUCAACAUCCUGGCAGCUGUGAAGGUUAGUACAAUUGUUUUUGAAUCUGUUAAAAAGUGAUUUUUCUUUUUAUUAGAUUUCAGUAUUAAUCCCUUAGUGAAUUUUUCGAAUGAGCUAUUUACUUACCCAUGUAAUCUGGAGGGAAAAACGGCGAUAGAUGCAUGACUUUAUGGAAGUACAGAAUUUUAUGUAAUUUUGCUAAAACGUUUGUCAUGCACAGGAGCAAUGCUAGUAAGAAUACUGGUCAGAAAAAGAGGCGGAUACACUUAUAUUUAAGCAUUUUCAGUUAAUACUCAACGAAAUUAUUUGUUUUUUUUAUAUAUGUAUCACUGAAAGAAAUCUAAAACUGAUUCUUCUCUCUGAGAGGAGUAGUAGUAGUAGUAGUAGUAGUAGUAGUAGUAGUAGUAGUAGUAGUAGUAGUAGUAGUAGUAGUAGUAGUAGUAGUAGUAGUAGUGGUAGUGGUAGUGGUAGUGGUAGUGGUAGUGGUAGUGGUAGUGGUAGUGGUAGUGGUAGUGGUAGUGGUAGUGGUAGUGGUAGUGGUAGUGGUAGUGGUAGUGGUAGUGGUAGUGGCAGUGGCAGUGGUAGUGGCAGUGGCAGUGGUAGUGGUAGUGGUAGUGGUAGUGGUAGUGGUAGUGGUAGUGGUAGUGGUAGUGGUAGUGGUAGUGGUAGUGUAGUAGUAGUAGUAGUAGUAGUAGUCCUAGAGUUAUAUAUUUUUUAAGCAUAACUGGAACUGAAUCUUUUCUUUGCGAGAAGUAGUAGUUACAGUGAAUGUUCACUUUCCUUUCCUUUAGCGCUUAUAGGCUUCACCAUUUGCCACCGUGUAGCUCUGCUCAGGAUGCAAGUUCUAAUCUCUCCACUGCUUGCCAUGCUAUUUACCUAAUGCAGCGACAAGCGAUACAUUGUCCGGUGUGAAGUUUCCUGGACUUCUAUAGUAGAGAGUAACAACCCUCUUUAUUAGAACCACUCAUUUGCUGCUCUGUUAACAUUUUUAAGUUCUGGAUAAAUGCCCUUUGCUCCGCAUGCUUGUCAUACUAAUCUAUAGUUCAUCUUGAGAUGUGUUUUCUAGGAUUUCCUUUUCAGCGUGGUCGUCGCCACAUGCCACAUAUUCCAUCCUUGGGCUACUCUCACUGUCAUGCCAUUCAUUUCAAACCGUUUGUGUUUUACCCUGACAAACCCAUUCAAGUGCAGAUAACUGUCAAUCAUAUGGAUACCAGUGACAAAUCGUAUGUCCAUGACGCGGCAGUAUCGUGGGUUGAAAAUGUGAAUAACGACGGAUUCACUGCUUGUGUGAUGGCGGCAGGAUAUAACGAACGAAAGUGGUAUGCUAACGUGACAGUUGAUUGGAUGGCGUACCAAGGUGCUCCAGUGGGUGGCGUGACUGGUAAAGUGCGCAUGUCACAGUGGUGGACUGGUACGACUUGUGCGACUGUCAGGUUUCCUACAGUGAGUGGCCUUUGUUGGGCUUUCUUGUCCUUUCCAUUCUUUUCAAGAUCAUAUCCUUUGAAACGCCUCACUUCUACUGAGUUCACUCAGUUAAUAACAGAUCGUUUUCAAUAUGCAUCAGCAGUGAUUUGUCGUUCUGGUGCAGCCGUACACUUAUUACCAAUUAAUAGUCGAACAAUGUCACUGUAGUACAAAUUAUUCUUUUACCAAUUUCCAGCAUAUCAAAUGUCAUGGGUUCCUUUUUGCAAAAAUACGAAAUUAAUUCCUGUUCGUAGCUUUCUAAGAGUUGAGAGUUGCCUAACUCGCAUUUAUUUUUCAGGGAAAAUUCUCUGUGAUACCGUCGGUAUUUGUGACUGCCAAGCAUUACAAUCCAGGAUUAAAACGUGACGCAGCAAGCAUAUGGAUUGAAGAUGUCACACAAUCAUCCUGCAAAGUUUGCUUGAGAGAAUUGCAAAACUACGCUGGAUCACACCAAGACGUUGUUGUUGUAAGUAACGCUAAUCUCAUGCAGUCGAACGAACAGCGUUUUUCUUUGGAAACUAAGUGCAGCAGACUGGUAUCUUUCUCCAUCUCAUCUUUUCGCUUUUUUACGCUUCCAGCAGUUGGUCCAGCAGAGAUGCACGAUUUUUUGCUUGAAAAUAUAUUUCCCUCCAUCUGUUUCCUCUUCAUCCGGCUUUGUCAACCUGACCAUGUUAUUGCUUUCUUGUAACCUAAGAUGUCGGUGGCUGUUUUAUAUAAACGUUGUUGAGAGAUUACCAUUUAUAUUUUAUUUUCGACGUUGACACAAUCUUUUGGUAGUUAGGACGUGAGACUGAAAAAGAAUUCUUUCUUUCUAUUCUUAUUUAUUUAUUUACUUUAUUUCAGAAUUGGUUAGCGUUUUCAUAUCUUGACGAGCCUCCCUUCUCAGAACACAAUUCGAUUUACUUUUCGAAUGAUAAACCUCCCGCUCAGAGUCAUUAUAAUGCCUUCUGCAAGGUCAGUAUUCCAGUCCUUUCAUUAGUCUUAUUGGUUUCAAUUCCCGUCACAGUGCACUUAAUUUUACUGAAUAAAUUUACUAUCAGAGAGCAAAAGAAAACGGUUGCCCUAUCCUGUCUCUAGUGAUGGUAGUUGCAUUUAAUCAGUUUAGCAGGCUGCCUGUCAUACUUCAGUGAAUAUUUAAAUGAAAAUGAAAUAUAGAUUAUAAAUGCCCUAAUGCGGAACAAGUCUUUACCUUUAUAUAAAUGUCAGAGACUGAAUUUUUACAAUUAGGUAAUUUCUUUUGACAGGGGGCUACUUUUACUAAAGUUUAUAACUCAACUCCACAUGUGUUUGUUUCUGCCAAUCAUUCCACCAAAAAUGGAAGUCAGAGUCCAAUUCAUAACAGCAUAGCUGAGUGGGUAGAGGUAUGUUUUUAGUUAUUUAUUUAAUUAUUUUCUUUUCAUUUAUUUUAUGAAUUUGUGUAACAUACCACUUGCAACCACACUUACAUGUGUUGUGUGCAUGUUUAAAAACCUUGCGAAAAUACGAAUGACUGCAAUUAACACUCUCUAUUUUACAAUACAGAUAGCGUUCUAUUGAGAAUAACAGCUUAUAGAACACAAAACGUGCAAAAAAACAGCUCAAAAGUUAAAUUUUAUCCGUUUAACUAACGAUCAGGAAUAACCCUUGGCUAGUAAAAUGGCCAUGAAUUAUGGAAAGUCGUUAAAACUGUGUUUAAAAAAAGCUGUGUAGCUGUAUGGCAGAAGGUAAGCAAAUGUUGUCAAACAAACAGCAAUGAGAAAACUAAAAUUGAUGUUACGCAAGAGAGAAUGAGCUAAGAGAGCGAAUCCCUGUACCCCAUGAUGAUUAUUUGAAAUCUAUUGAAAGUUCGCACGCGUGCGAUGAAGGUUAUUUUUAUAUGCUGUUUCCGUGACCCGCGCGGUCUACUUUCCCGUGAACGCGACAUAUUUCGCCUCCAAACAUUUGACAGCAGUUGACCAAUUAUCGCAUGAGAGGUUUAAGUUGUUGACAUGUAAUAACGCGCACUCAAUUGUCCUCUUUCCUCUUCCCUUUGAAGCCCUGUCAUGCAAACUUGUUGAACAGGGUUGAUCACUUCGUAACAUGCGUCAAACUGAGAAAUAUGGAAAGUCUUCUGGUCAAGACCUACCUGAACUGUUCUAUAGUUUUUUUUCUACUAGCAAGGGAGAAAAUACGCCGUCAGCCGUCUGUGUGAACUACUUAAUGAGCUGAUAAACAUCCCUUUCUUGCAGUACAUCAACAAGACAUGCUUUCGUGCUUGUGUCAAAGAAUUAUAUGAAGCAAAAUAUGACCCAUUGUCAGUAACGUACACAGUUUUGUCAGGUACUACUGCUACAAAACUAAUCAUAAACUUCAGUACUUACCAACUCUCUGAAUAACAAAAAAAGCAAUACAAGCAAUACACAAAAGGAAUGCACAAAAACUGGAGGAAAUAAAAAAAAUGCAUUCGGGUGAUGAUAUAAAACAACGUUCAUCCCCUUUUCCAAAUACAUAUUAAUGUGUAUAAUGGAGUGCUUUAUAAUACUUGCAGUUGUUUUUGUCUUAUGUAUUGCCUUUAUUUUGUCCUGAACACAAAGCUUCUGCUUUUCCAUUUCCUUUUUUAAUCACAAAAACCGGAAAUAACAAAUAUGUUCGAAGUACAUAACUGCACCUCAAGCUAUACUUUUUAAGCAAUGUCAUUUUGCAGUUCAUUAAUUCCUACUUUGUAUACGCACAGACAUCUGUCCAUCUGGAUGGGAUUAUUUCAAUGGAUACUGCUAUUUAACAAGCUCUGUAUGCGCACCUUGGGUGACUGCUGUGUCCAACUGUUCAACUAUGAACUCACAUCUGGUAACAGUGCACAACCAAGAAGAAAAUGUCUACAUUCAGCACCGUCAUAAUGGAGAGCGAUCAUGGAUUGGACUUAAUGACCGAAGCGUUGAGGGAUCAUUUGUCUGGAAAAACAAGGAAAUAACCAGUUUUCGGUUCUGGGCUCCGCAACAACCAAACGACUGGAAAAACGAAGACUGUGUUCACACUCUGGGUGCCAAUGAUGGCUACACUUGGAACGAUGUGUCCUGCGAUAAAUGCUAUAACUUUACUUGUGUUCAAGGUAAAAGCGGUCAUCAGGUCCGUUUUACAACUUACAUUAAAUGAUCUGUUAGUUCUCACCUGAGGUAAUCUUAUCUUCUGCAAAGGGUUGUGGUUCACUUCAAUAUUUCAUGCUAGAAAUGUAGCCAAAACGACAGAAAAACCACCCAAUGUUAGCGCGCAUGAAUGUAGUAUCAUCUUUCAGUCAUAGUUGGUAGAGAAGACUGGUUAUGAAAGCUGGCAAACGGAAUCAAAGCUUAAGAUUUUAACAUAGGUGCUUCAGUUUAUGUUGGUAGCUAUCUUCUUUUUUUCUCACAAAAUGCGAAUGAAUAAAGUUAGGCAAUGUUUUUAUCGCCUGUGUACAGACCCCCCUUGCCCUUUUAGAGGGGAGGGGGCGUCCGUACACAGGCUACGAUUUUAUAGGUGAAAAGGAUCAAAAUGAUAGGAAUGCUAUUGAACUUUUCACAACAUCGGAUGAGUCCAAAAAAGGUAACCAAAAAAAACAUAUAUACUGGUAUAAUAAAGACGUUUGUAGGGCUUCGAAGGCACUCCACUUUUAUUAACUAUUUUUCAGUUUAUGUUUCAAACCUGACCGACUAUGUCAAGGUAAAAAUGGGCUCGCGACCGAGCUUAUUAGACAGUUGUGAAGGUGUCAUAACGUGAGGUGGAAGCAUUGUGUCCAGUGUUUGGUAAAAUUCAAAGAAAUUUCGCUUUUUCUUUUCAAGAGUUUUAUGAUGAAUUCAAGUUGAGAAUAUCAUUUCAGAAAAUAAGCACUUAGCAAGGUUAUCAACUAUAGAACAUGUGAGUGAAUGAAACACCGUGAUUUCUUUUAGAAAUUGACGAAUGCACAACUAACUAUCACAGAUGUAAUGUGAAUGCUGCUUGCCAGAAUACUGCGGGCUCAUACAAAUGUACUUGCAAAGCUGGAUACUCUGGAAAUGGCCGCAAAUGUGUUGGUAAGUACUGAAGUUUGCUUUAAAUGUCUUCCAUAUUUUGCCCUUUUGUUCGCAAACUGAUCAACUUAGUUGUCCUCUGUUCUGAUUUUAUUUAUAGACUAAAUAAAUAUGCUUUAUAGUGUAUACACAGAACUGUUAUGAUUUUUUGUGGUCAAAACUUUCUAAUUAGCCCUUAGUGGGUAUUUAAUCGGAAUUUUAAGCAGUAAAAGAAUAUUUGCACUAAUGUGUGGAACAACCUUUUACACGAAUUUUCUUUCCUUCAAUCGAAACAAUUACGAACUUCCGUUUGGGGACAUAUUUGUUUUGACUUUAAGAACUUCACUGGUAAUAACGUAAAAGUUUGAGUUGAUUUCAAAAAGACUCGAAAAUGAAAAUUUCACUUUUAGGCCUCAAGGUCGCCCCAAUUCAGACUGAAGGCAAUAAAAAGCCCCCAGAGGUCUGACAUGUCUUAAUAAAGGACAGUCGGGAGGAAAUGUCAAGGAAGGUAUUACCUUGUUGUUUUCGGCGCAUGAAAUCAGUGUUUUAUAAUUUUGUCUUUGUUUUCAGAAAUCGACGAGUGUAAGAGCAAAACCCAUAACUGUAACAAAAAUGCGUUAUGUAAGAACACUGAGGGGUCUUUUACUUGCACCUGCAAUCGCGGUUACAAGGGAGAUGGAAAGAAGUGUAGAGGUAUCUAUCUAGCGCUCUUUAAAGGUGGCUUUCCAGCGUCGCGUAAUUUUUACGUGCGUAGGCUCUUUAGUUUUAAGUACGUAUAUAAAAUAACGGCUAUGUAUCAAAGGUUGUGCGUAAACGUAAAACUUGAACCUCGCUCAACUUUUACGCGCGGCCUUUCAUACAUUGCCUCCAGGGCCCUGACUACCUCUAUUAUAUUUCCACGCGUACAUUUUACUUACGUACGCACAUGAAUAUCACGCGGCAGUGGAAAUCCACCCUAAGUUCUUGAUCACCUAACGAUAUAGUUUAUACAUCCAGCACGUGCGUUCAUUCCAUUGCUUGUAUUUAUUCUCCUUGGCACCGGUUGUUCAAACGCUGGAUAGCGCUUUGCAUCAGAUAAAUCACUACACAGUGGAUAAGUAUUAGUAAAACUGACUGCGCUAUCUACUGGAUGGUGAUUUAUCUAGCGGCUAGCCUUAUUCAGCUUUUGAACAAAUUGUCUAGGUAAUUUUAUAACACUACCAUAGCCACACAAUCCGUCGCGUUCAUCUGUAACGUAGAUUUAAAAGAAUAGAAUGUAAAGGAAGAAUUAUCAGUUUACUUGCCUUCUAAAGGUAAAAUAAAUGCAGUUUAUGAUUUUCAUUUAGAUAUCGACGAGUGUACAAGCAAAAUCCAUAAAUGUGACAGAAAUGCGUUAUGUAAGAACACUGAAGGGUCUUUCACCUGCACCUGUAAACCCAAUUACAAGGGAGAUGGCAAGAAGUGUAAAGGUAAAUAUCUCAGUACAACACGCAAUUAUCGCAUUCUCUGCUUUUAAUUUAUUAGACUGAGGCAAACACAUUUGUCGUGGAUUCUUAGCUGUGAACUGGAAUUAGCCUACAGUACGUACAGGCUUAAGCCGGGAAAUCUGUUCACAUGCAUUAUUAUUUUUAAUGAUUUUCCUCCCUAGUAGCCUCAACUCUAAAUUACUUCUACUUCCAGCAACAGGAAUCACUGCUCAUCUGAAUGAAUAAAGCAAGAUCCGGGAAGCCGUUUACCUGUAUAUUAUUAGUCAGAUUUUGAGUCUCUUUUCACAGUUGAUCUGUAAUGUUGAUAUCUAUUUUGUUGUAGCGACACGCGGGCUGUUUUCCUACGAUCCCGCUCAAUCCUGCAAAGAAAUCAAGGACUUAGGUAUCUCCAAUGGCGACGGGGAGUACUGGAUUGACCCUGGAAGGACUAAUAGUCCUUUUAAGGCAUAUUGUGACAUGACAACUGACGGAGGUAUGGUUUGAGUUGAAGCUAGGGGAAACCCAUUUUUCUAAAGUAAGUUCAGGAAAUUCUAAAUACCUACCUUGAUCUAAUACCUAAAAACAUGGCCAAAACAGCAAAACUACAUCUCAUACUUGAAGAAUAUCUUCAAGACAAAGCAUCCUUGGAUCCUGAAUUUGCCGAGGAACAGGAACGUGAAAUCCAUCAGUUUAUCAAUUUUUCUUAUAACUGUUAAGUGUUACCAUGGAGAAGUUGUUUGAAUGAAUAAUAAUAUGCAUUUUUUGCGCCAAGCCUCGUUUUAGUAUCAAUUUCACACUAGCAAGCGCCUAGCGAGUCACGAAUUUCUUAGUCUCAGGUUCCUAGUUCUGUACAGUACCGCAAACGAUCCUCAAAGUAGACCGUAAAUGAUCCCCAUUGUCGACCACAAGCGGAUCCCGUGAAAAGUAGAGGACUGGAAUACUGUUUUAGGCAUGGAUGGUGAAUGUGCUGAGAGUUUGCACAUCGCGUAGAACAAUGAAUAAAUAAAACAGUUUCUUUUUGUACUUUUUUCUCCUUUCGUUAUUCAAGCAUUUGAUGUUUCGUUGCUGUGAAGAUUUAGGACAGGAAGGACGUUAAGAAGGAAAUUUUUCUUUCAUUUUAACGCCUAGGAAUAGGGAAAUAUGACCCCGGAAUAUGAUCCCUGUAUUUAUCACACUGUAGAGGUUUUUGGUUUAUUUCGAAAUACGCUUAGCAACUACAACUAGUGAAAAUGAUGCGUCUAGUGGUAAGGACCCUGUCGGCGCAAACCUGUAUAUUCAUUUUCCGUGUCUUUACUGCUGGAGACACAGACAGUUACAAAGAUACAACAUUAGGGAAAGAGAAACGAAGGAACGAUUAAGUGGAACAUUUUGUACCCAUGAGCAAAGAAUUAUCUUAAUGGGGUUCAGUGUACUAGAGCGAGCUUUUUAUCUGGGGUCGUUUUCAAAGAUUUUCACGGUUACAAAAGUUAUCAUUUUCUAAAGUUCAUACGAAGUAUCCGACAGAUCGGAUUUGAGCAAUUUUUUCUUAUUGCAUCUAAUUUUUCUAUAGUAUGUGAGGUUUAGUUCAGUUAAGCUUUAAUGUUAACCAGCAAUUAAGCAGAGCUAUUGUUUUACUGGUUGCAUUUAAGUUCUUUUUUUGUUUGCAUUUAUUUGUGUAAUGUUCAAGGUUUCUUUUUUUUCAGUCUUGGCCUUUAUUUGUUAAAUUAAUUCAGUUGAAUUAAUUCGUUUUGUUGCGAUAAUAAACGUGACACGAUGAACCAGUAACUUAGAAGUCCAGGCCAUUCUCGGAUUUUCCUCUCGGGAUCAUUUGCGGUCGACAAUGGGGAUCAUUUGCGGUCCAUUUUGGGGGAUCAUUUUCGGUCUGAGGACCACUUACGGUCACGCGGGAUCAGUUGCGGUACUGUACAGUUCGCCUGAGUAAUAUUGUAAAACAUUGAUAAAGUUCACAGCGGGUAGCCUCCCAGGUUUUUAGGGGUUCGUCACGCGUUCCUGCCCAUGGGAGGCUACAUCUGGGUUUCCGCCGUGUGAAUUAUUUUGAACUGAACAUUACUGCUUGUUUUGGCCCACAUGACUUGAUAAACCAAAUGCAAUGAUAAACAUUUAUCGAAUUUCAGGGGGAUGGCUUCUUGUAUCCAACGUUGUUUCGCACGGUUCAUCUCCCACUCAGUUGCCAGUUAAGACAUCGUACCGCGGAGUAAGCAGCAAAGAGAUGGUACUUACAAAAAGCGCCAUGAAGGAGCUGAGGAAGCACUUGUAUUUCACUCGGAUAAGAUUCCGCUGCAAAAAAAGAGGAGGUCGUACAUUUCACAUCACCACGGCUGCUAACAGCAAAGGUGAGGCUGCUGUGAAAUACUUCAGUGGUGAGACAGAUGUGAUGCCUGCCUCUUGCGGCUCGUUUGUGAUCAUGAGCAAUGAUAACUCGCGGUUAGCAAGAACCUGCAAGGAUUGGGGAUACCAAAGAGGUUCUUACAAAGUUGGCAAAUGGGGGCAUGAAAGAGAUCAGGAUCGAUUAUACAACCACGCUGCUUUUGUAAUGGUAGCUUACCACUGGCUUCUUACACCAUCUAGCAGGUGGGAAUGCGACGAUUAUAAUGUGGGAGUGUCCCCUGGCGAUUUUUGGAAAGUCUUUGUGCGAUAG
Porites lobata is the source of this 12691-nucleotide messenger RNA. Lineage: Eukaryota; Metazoa; Cnidaria; Anthozoa; Scleractinia; Poritidae. The record is from the annotation of a GenBank genome assembly.